AUGGAGCUGGCAGAGGAGCGGCCUGAAGGCUGGAGGUGGGCGGUGAACCCCUGGGAAGGGGAGAGAUGCGUGUGGCUGGGCCUUAGGCUGGCGGGCUGGGGGAGCUGCGAGCAGAGAGAGCAGCAUCGGCACCAGUUACUCUGUGCAAAAAACCUGGUGAAAAAGGAUUUUUUCCGGCUUCCUGAUCCAUUUGCUAAGGUGGUGGUUGACGGAUCCGGGCAGUGCCAUUCCACAGACACUGUGAGGAACACCCUCGAUCCGAAGUGGAAUCAGCAUUAUGACCUGUAUAUUGGAAAGUCUGAUUCAGUUACAAUCAGUGUGUGGAAUCACAAGAAGAUCCAUAAGAAACAAGGAGCUGGAUUUCUUGGUUGUGUUCGCCUUCUCUCCAAUGCCAUCAACCGCCUCAAAGACACUGGCUAUCAGAGGUUGGAUCUAUGCAAACUUGGGCCAAAUGACAAUGAUACAGUUAGAGGACAGAUAGUAGUAAGCCUCCAGUCCAGAGACCGGAUAGGCACAGGAGGACAAGCUGUGGACUGCAGUCGUUUGUUUGACAAUGAUUUACCAGACGGCUGGGAAGAAAGGCGAACUGCCUCUGGAAGAAUCCAGUAUCUAAACCAUAUCACGAGAACUACGCAAUGGGAACGCCCAACACGACCGGCAUCUGAAUAUUCUAGUCCUGGCAGACCUCUUAGCUGCUUUGUUGAUGAGAACACUCCAAUUAGUGGAACAAAUGGUGCAACGAGUGGACAGUCUUCAGACCCCAGGCUGGCAGAGAGGAGAGUCAGGUCACAGCGACAUAGAAAUUACAUGAGCAGGACACAUUUGCAUACUCCUCCAGACCUACCGGAAGGCUAUGAGCAGAGGACAACACAGCAAGGCCAAGUGUAUUUCCUACAUACUCAGACUGGUGUGAGCACGUGGCAUGACCCACGAGUGCCAAGGGAUCUUAGCAACAUCAACUGUGAAGAGCUUGGCCCGUUGCCCCCUGGAUGGGAGAUCCGUAAUACGGCCACAGGCAGAGUCUAUUUCGUUGACCACAACAACAGAACAACACAAUUUACAGAUCCGCGGCUCUCUGCUAACUUGCAUUUGGUUUUGAAUCGGCAGAACCAGUUGAAAGACCAGCAGCAACAGCAGGUGGUGUCAUUAUGUCCUGAUGACACAGAGUGUUUGACAGUCCCGAGGUACAAGCGAGACCUGGUUCAGAAGCUAAAAAUUUUGCGACAGGAACUUUCCCAGCAACAGCCUCAGGCUGGCCACUGCCGCAUUGAGGUUUCCAGGGAAGAGAUUUUUGAGGAAUCAUAUAGACAGGUCAUGAAAAUGAGACCAAAAGAUCUCUGGAAACGAUUAAUGAUAAAAUUUCGUGGAGAAGAAGGCCUUGACUAUGGGGGCGUUGCCAGAGAAUGGCUGUAUCUCUUAUCACACGAAAUGUUAAAUCCAUACUAUGGCCUCUUCCAGUAUUCAAGAGAUGACAUCUAUACACUGCAGAUCAAUCCUGAUUCUGCAGUUAAUCCGGAGCAUUUAUCAUAUUUCCACUUCGUUGGUCGAAUAAUGGGAAUGGCUGUGUUUCAUGGGCACUAUAUCGACGGUGGCUUUACACUGCCUUUUUAUAAGCAGCUGCUUGGGAAGCCCAUCACUUUGGAUGACAUGGAGCUAGUUGAUCCAGACCUCCAUAACAGUUUAGUGUGGAUACUGGAGAAUGAUACCACAGGUGUUUUGGACCAUACCUUCUGUGUUGAGCAUAAUGCAUAUGGUGAAAUUAUUCAGCAUGAACUGAAACCAAAUGGCAAAAGUAUCCCUGUUACUGAAGAAAAUAAAAAAGAAUAUGUCAGGCUUUAUGUUAACUGGAGGUUUUUACGAGGCAUCGAGGCACAGUUCCUGGCCCUGCAGAAGGGAUUUGAUGAAGUGAUUCCGCAGCACCUGCUGAAGACGUUUGAUGAGAAGGAGCUGGAGGUGAGUUGUGUUGGUUUUAUGCCAUUAUCUAGCUUGGCAAGGAAAGACUGGGAGUUGUUUUGUUACUUAGUUUCAGAGGAAAGUUGUAGCACUGGUGCGACUGAAGGUGCCACGAUGGCUUGGGUAGGGUCCCUGGGCGUGGCCCUGCGUCAGGAUGUCCGGCAGGGCUCUGGGGGUUCUGUGCUUUGGCAUCGCUGCCAGAGGAUCAGGCAGACGGUCUUCCUCGCUUCCUGGACACGUUUCCUGCGUUGCUGGGCGCGGUGGCAGCCUUCCCAGGGCAGGGAGGCUUCGGCGCUCCCGCCGCCCUCGGCAGGGCUGGGUGCUGGGGCCCGGAGGACGGGCCACAACCUGCCCAAGGCCCACACCUGCUUCAACCGCAUAGACAUCCCCCCGUACGAGAGCUACGAAAAGCUGUGUGAGAAGCUGCUCACGGCCAUCGAGGAGACAUGCGGCUUUGCUGUGGAGUGACAGACUCAAGGGCUACCCGGGACUCUACACCCUGGCGGGCAGCCUCCUUUCCUCAGCGUGUCGGAGAUUGCUGAAAUACGGGAAAACAUCCCCUUAAGAAAUUUUCGGACACUGGGGGGAAAGGACAAUUUCGAAAUUCCUUUUCAAGGAAAAGAAGGUCUCUGUGCUUUGCCAUGAGGCCACAUUCAGCUGCUAUUUAAGAUUAAUGUCUUGAACCUGAAGAAUGCUGGCUUUCCUGCAUUUCCAGAGUGAGGCAGUGUUCUCCUCUAAAAGACUACUAUUUUUGUAAAAGGCAGUCUGUUCGAAUCGCCUCACAGAUUUCAGUCUCUCAGACACCCGGACAGCCUGAGCAGUCGGUACAGGUCCCCUUUCGUUUCGAUUGAACACAUGAUUUUGAACAGCUCCUGUACUCGCGCUUUGUAAAAAAAUCAAAUAAAAUUAUUUUGAACUAUUAAAACUUUUGCAAACAGU
Molecule: messenger RNA, 2892 nt
Organism: Carlito syrichta (Philippine tarsier)
Lineage: Eukaryota; Metazoa; Chordata; Mammalia; Primates; Tarsiidae
Gene: SMURF2
Product: SMAD specific E3 ubiquitin protein ligase 2
Exons: 19
Coding region: 1-2421 (806 amino acids)
Biological process (GO): negative regulation of BMP signaling pathway; ubiquitin-dependent protein catabolic process
Molecular function (GO): protein binding; ubiquitin protein ligase activity
Source: RefSeq, a predicted model, not a curated record